Molecule: messenger RNA, 2252 nt
Organism: Trifolium pratense (red clover)
Lineage: Eukaryota; Viridiplantae; Streptophyta; Magnoliopsida; Fabales; Fabaceae
Product: exocyst complex component EXO70B1-like
Exons: 1
Coding region: 110-2092 (660 amino acids)
Biological process (GO): exocytosis
Cellular component (GO): exocyst
Molecular function (GO): phosphatidylinositol-4,5-bisphosphate binding
Source: RefSeq, a predicted model, not a curated record
UCUCAACUUGAUUGGAACAACACUUAUCAAUAGACUUUGUUAAAAUGAGAAAAAAGCCUUUUCAAUGUAACUUUGUUGAAAAGAAUUUGUGUCUGUAUAUCACUUCCCAAUGGACUUCAGAAAUAAUAACAUGACAACAAUCCUAUGGAGAUUUUUGGGUUUGUCUUCAACAGUUGUUGGAUUUCUUUGUUAUGCUUUAAGCUCUUCCUUCACUCAUCUAUUUGGAGAGUGGAAUUUGUUGAAAAUAUUUCUUUACAGCGUUUUCAGUUUAAUCAUUUGUCUAAUGAUUUUAUUUGCAAACACGUGGCAAAACUCAAGAAGUCUUCGAUUCAAAGCUCAUUCGGCAUUUCUGGUACUGACAAUUACCUCUGUCUAUUCAUUUUUCUCUGAUAAAGUUAUAAAUAGAAAAUCAGAUGCAUAUAGUUUAAUUUCAUAUGCUGCCUUUGCUCUCAUGUCACUUAGUUUAUCGAGACAAACUCAGUGCGGAUUUGAAGUUGAUCUUAUGUACUUUUAUCUGGGAUGUUUAAUUGUACAACUUAUGAAGAUUAAUUUGCAGUUAGCUAUUGUUGGAGUUUGUUAUAGCUAUUGUCUUAUUAUUCUUCGUUCUUCUUUUUCUUCGUUAAAUGUUACACAAGAAACUCAAUGUCUUGGACUCGAAGAACAACAUGUAGUCAUUCAAGUUGAUUCACAACUAUCUGAAAAUAUCAAGCAAAGAUUCUUGACUUGUAUGAACGAGCUUAAGAAAAACAAUACAAAAAUCGGUAAGAUGCUUUUGCAGAAGGUGAAAGGUAACUAUAAAUUGUUUGUGACGGACCAUAACUUCAUAAUUGAUGCAAUUUUGCCUGAAACAAUCAACAACCUUCAUGAAAUGGCGAAAUUGAUGUUCGAUGCUGGAUUUGAGAGAGAGUGCUAUGAGAUUUACAAUUGUUAUCGCGAGGAAUGGUUGGAAGACUUGUUAAUAAAUAAGUUAUUAGCAUUAAGAAAGAUGGGAUUUCAAGAUUACGUGAUUGGAAGAUGGAUUAAAACUUCCAAGGUUGCUCUUAAAAUACUAUUUCCGAGUGAGCGUCAUCUAUACAACCGUGUCUUCUCAGAAUCCAACUCUGCAUCAUCUAAUCUCUAUUUCUCGAGGAUUUGUAGUGGAGCAAUGAUUCAGCUACUGAAUUUUUCUGUUGCAUUUGCAAAUAGAAGCCCUUCAGCGUGGCGUUUGUUUAAAAUCCUCAACUUGUUUGAGACGUUGUGUGAUUUGAUUCAUGACUUUGAAUCAUUAUUUCUAGAUCGGUUGGUGAGUGAAGCAAUACAAGUCAAGAAUAGAUUGGGUCAAAAAAGUAGAGACAUUUUCAUGGAAUUUGGGAAUCUGAUCUUUCUUACACCAGACGUGGAGUUAGAUUGUUGGGCUGAUGGUGGUGUUCAUCCAAUGACCUGUGAGGCCACUGGCUACAUCGUUAUGGCUUUUUGGUCACGACAACAUCUGGAGAAAGUAUUACGCGAAUAUCCCUUCGUUUUUGAUGGAGUAAAAACAUAUUCUUUAUUCUAUUCGCAAAUGGAGCUAAUAAUGGAGCAGUUUGAGAAAAAAUUGGAAUUUAAGUCACAAAUUUACGAGGAACCUGCUUUGCGUUACUUUUUCAUGAUGAAUAAUCUAAGUCAUAUUGAGUAUAGAUUGGAAAGCUUUUGGGAUCAUAAGUACUUGCAUAAAAACACGGGUCAAUACUUUGAACUCUAUUGUAGAAACUCGUGGAGCAAGGUGAUUGAUUUUUUGAAGAUGGAUGUCAAUGAGUCAGUUACGUGUAACUUUGAAGCAAAUUCAAUGAAAGACAAUCUUAGUUUGUUCAAUCAGAAGUUUAAGGAGACGUGUGGAAUUCAGUGUACAUGGCGUGUUUUUGAUGAGAAGCUAAGGAAUCAAAUAAAAACUUUCCUCGAAAUGAAGUUGUUGCCAGCAUAUGAAAACUUCAUUGCUAUGUUUGAGAAUGUUGUUGGUAAAAAUGCAGACGAGUAUAUCGUGUAUGGAAUGUCUGACAUUCAAGAUGAACUCAAUCAUUUGUUUCUGUUAGAGGAAGUUGAUUGUGUUAGACAUGAUUUGAUGAAAACCAGUUAGUUAGUUAGUUAGUUAGUUAGUUAGGGUUGGUUAAGAUAGCUACUACAGAAAUGCUAAUUGAAGCACUUCCAAUCAAUACAAAUUUUCAUAAUGUAUAUUAUAUAAUAAUAAAGCUGUGAACUCUUGUAUUGCCUUUCUUGCAACAUCUAUAUUUUCUGAC